AUGAUUCCCAACAAACGCGGAACAAAAGUGGAAACAGCAGAACAAACAGGGAACAACAAACAACAAUAUACGCGCACGAACUCUUCAAGUGCUCCAAACUAUUCGUUCUUUGAUCAAGAAGGAAAGUACAAAGGGUGCAAACCAGACUUCGCAUUACAAAGCUGUGACUUGAGGGAGGCACAAGUACUAGAGCAGUUUCAAAUGAUUCCAAUGAAUAACAUUGAUUGGCCUCUUCGUGCCUACGGCUACGAGCAGUACUUCCCCAUGAACAAGACUACUUGCCAAAACUUAUGCCUGACGGAUUGCUUCUGUGCUGCCGCCAUGUUUGAUCAGGAUGGACAUUGCUGGAAGAAGAAACUACCUCUGUCUAAUGGAAACCAAGGAAGCCAAGUUCAAAGGACGGUUUUUCUCAAGGUACCAAAGAAUAAUUAUUCACACCCUCUAAUUAAUACUGAGGCUACAAGUAAAUGGAAAGCCAAUAGGAAGGAUUGGAUACUUGGAGGAUCCAUCAUUAUAGGUAUCUCUGUCUUUUUGAACUUUCUCUUCAUAUCAGCACAUCUUCUCGGGUCAAGCUUUAAGACCCCCACGAAAAAGAACCAAACACAACCAUGGACCAGGGUAAUGACAAGAGAUUUUACGUACAGAGAGCUUGAGGAGGCAACCAAUGGGUUCAGUGAGGAGGUGGGCAGGGGGGCUUCUGGUAUAGUCUAUAAGGGACACCUGCAUGAUGAGUUUGGCACCGGCAUCGCAGUUAAGAAGAUUGAUAGGAUCCCCAGAGAGACGGAAAAGGAGUUCACAAUGGAAGUUGAAACAAUUGGGCAUACACUUCACAAGAAUUUAGUCCAGCUGCUGGGAUUUUGCUAUGGAAGAACUGAAAGGCUCCUGGUGUAUCCAUUCAUGCCCAAUGGCUCUCUUACUAAGUUCCUUUUCAGUGGCAUGAGGCCAUCAUGGGACCUCCGAGUUGAUAUUGCCCAUGGGAUUGCAAGAGGACUGCUCUACUUGCAUGAGGAGUGUGGCAAGCAGAUCAUACACUGUGAUAUAAAGCCCGAGAACAUCCUUCUUGAUGAGCACUUUAUAGCCAAGAUAUCAGACUUUGGCCUUGCGAAGCUCCUGAAAGCUGAGCAGACACAAACAAGCACUGGAAUCCGAGGUACCCGAGGAUACUUUGCUCCAGAGUGGUUCAAGAAUGUGGGUAUCUCUAGUAAAGUAGAUGUAUAUAGCUUUGGGAUAGUCCUUCUAGAGAUUGUAUGCUGCAGGCGGAACAUAGACCUGAAGGUUGCUGAUGAGGAGCAAGUUAUAUUGGCAUUCUGGGCAUAUGAUUGCUAUCGCUGUGCCCGCAUUGACUUGUUAGUUGAAGGUGAUGAGGAAGCAAUUAUUAAUAUGAAAAUGGUGGAAAGACUCACAAGAGUCGCUCUUUGGUGCAUACAGGAUGAACCAACGAUGCGCCCAACUAUGCUUAAGGUGACCAAGAUGCUUGAUGGAUCAACAGAAGCUCCCCAGCCUCCUAUUGGCAUUCCAGCCUUCAUAAGUUCACUUAUGUAAAAUGGCAUUUCUAAGAGCAAGUCAUAAAUGCUUUAUUUUCUGUUUCGGAGUCAUCUUUUAAUUUUCUUGUGCUAUAGAAGGCUGAUGAUAUUGGCUGCAUCAUCACAUAGUAAUUGUAC
Molecule: messenger RNA, 1661 nt
Organism: Panicum virgatum (switchgrass)
Lineage: Eukaryota; Viridiplantae; Streptophyta; Magnoliopsida; Poales; Poaceae
Product: G-type lectin S-receptor-like serine/threonine-protein kinase LECRK1
Exons: 2
Coding region: 1-1542 (513 amino acids)
Biological process (GO): protein phosphorylation
Molecular function (GO): protein kinase activity; ATP binding
Source: RefSeq, a predicted model, not a curated record